UAACUGUCUUUUUAUUGCGUGUUUUAAGGAAGCACGUUUCAAAAUAUUUUGAUUUUUGGCUAUUUAUCCUAAAUAAUGGCCAAAUCCCUCAGAAGCAGAUGGAAGCGGAAAUGCCGAGCGGUCAAACGUGAACGAUACGCCGUCAAAGAACUGGCAAGAUUAAAGAAAAUGCUAGGAAUAAAAGAAGAGGACAAGGUUACUGAGACUGAGGUUAUGGAAUCCGAUCAAGUAAUAUUUUUGGACGCUGGACAAAUAAAUAAGGAUAAGAAAAAUAAGAAGGCAAAAAAGGUCAGCGAAGAUGACGAUGAAGAUGUCGAAAUGAGUUCGGAUGAUGAAAAAAUCGAAAUCGACGGUGAUAAUGGCAAAAAAAGGAUAUUCAGUACUAAAACCUUGAAAGACCAGAAUGGUCAGUACCCAGUGUGGCUCCACAAGAGAAAAAUAUCCAAAAUGAACAAGGGGACACAGAAGAAAAUAAAAAAGAAAUCAAAAAAGCGCAGGGUGUAAAGAUAUGUAAUAAAUUGGUUAUGUGCAAAAGUGACUGAUUUCAUUUCAAUUGUGUAACAUUUCUGCAAUUACUGAAACUGCCGUUGAAAGGUGCAUUGAAUUUAUCAAUCUUGUAUCAAGGUAAAGACCUAUCUUAAUUUUCUUUAAAAAUAAAGCUUCACAAAUGUGAAUACUUCCAAAUAAAUAAAAAUACAG
This is a messenger RNA of Chilo suppressalis (striped riceborer), 699 nucleotides long. The record is from the annotation of a GenBank genome assembly. Lineage: Eukaryota; Metazoa; Arthropoda; Insecta; Lepidoptera; Crambidae.